AUGCCGAAAGUACGUGCAGAAAAGAAAUCUCGUUCGCACGAAGGAGUCGCAAAGCAGGGUAUUGUAUUCAACAAAGAUUUCGGUCAACACAUUCUCAAGAAUCCGCUCGUCAUCACCUCUAUGUUGGAAAAGGCGGCUCUGCGCCCUACGGAUGUGGUGCUUGAAAUCGGUCCCGGUACCGGUAACAUGACGGUAAAGAUACUAGAAAAGGUGAAGAAAGUAGUGGCAUGCGAAAUUGAUACUCGGCUCGUAGCGGAACUUCAGAAGCGCGUACAGGGCACCCAUAUGCAGCCGAAACUGCAAAUCCUGAUCGGUGAUGUGCUGAAAACGGAACUACCGUUUUUCGACAUUUGUGUCGCUAACAUGCCGUACCAGAUUAGUUCGCCUUUCGUGUUCAAACUGUUGCUUCAUAGGCCAUUUUUUCGCUGCGCCGUGCUAAUGUUCCAGCGUGAAUUUGCUCAACGACUUGUGGCUAAACCGGGCGAUAAGCUGUAUUGUCGGCUAAGCAUCAACACCCAACUGCUCGCCCGUGUCGACAUGUUGAUGAAGGUGGGAAAAAACAACUUCAAACCCCCGCCAAAGGUUGAAUCGAGUGUGGUACGCAUAGAGCCACGCAAUCCACCACCACCGAUCAACUAUACGGAAUGGGAUGGAUUGACACGGAUUGCUUUUCUACGUAAAAACAAAACACUUGCCGCAGCAUUCAAACAGACGACGGUAUUGGCUACGCUGGAAGAUAACUACAAACUGCACUGCUCGCUGAAGAACGUUGACGUUCCGAUGGAUCUCAACGUGAAAGAUAUGGUGGAAAGCAUACUGGAAAAGGUGGACGCUGGCAACAAGCGUGCGCGAACGAUGGACAUCGAUGACUUCAUGGCAGUUUUGCAAGCGUUUAACGCAGAGGGUUUUCAUUUCAGCUAA
This is a messenger RNA of Anopheles marshallii, 921 nucleotides long. RefSeq names its product probable dimethyladenosine transferase. Lineage: Eukaryota; Metazoa; Arthropoda; Insecta; Diptera; Culicidae. Gene Ontology annotation, cellular component: mitochondrial matrix. The record is from RefSeq and is a predicted model, not a curated record. The transcript is spliced from 2 exons. Gene Ontology annotation, molecular function: rRNA (adenine-N6,N6-)-dimethyltransferase activity. Bases 1 to 921 code for a protein of 306 amino acids. Gene Ontology annotation, biological process: rRNA methylation.